Lolium rigidum is the source of this 853-nucleotide messenger RNA. Its product is annotated as phosphatidylglycerophosphate phosphatase 1, chloroplastic/mitochondrial-like. The coding region runs from base 1 to 837 and encodes 278 amino acids. The transcript has 5 exons. Gene Ontology annotation, molecular function: phosphatidylglycerophosphatase activity. NCBI's taxonomy places the organism in Eukaryota, Viridiplantae, Streptophyta, Magnoliopsida, Poales, Poaceae. The record is from RefSeq and is a predicted model, not a curated record.
AUGCUAAGGCCGCCGCCGGCGCCACUUCUCCCUCCCGCUCCUCCCCGCUCCUCCCCGCUCCCCGCCCCCAGAGCUGCAAACCCAAACACCGAUCCAAGUCCCGCCCCCUUCAGCGCCGCCAGAGCAACACCCAUGGGCGUGGCCGCGUCGUGGCCCCGCGCGCUGGGGCAGCGCUUCAACGCGGGCGGCGUGGCCGCGGUGGUGACCGUCGCGGCGUCCGAGCCGCGUCUGGCGCUGCCGCACGUGUCGGUGCAGGACAUCCGGUGGCUGGACUGGGCGGAGCUCCGUCGCGCGGGGUUCCGUGGCGUGGUGUUCGACAAGGACAACACCCUCACCGCGCCCUACGCGCCCGCGCUCUGGCCACUGCUCGCUGCCUCGUUUGACCAGUGCCGCGCGGCCUUCCCCGGCGCCAUCGCUCUCUACAGCAACUCCGCAGGCUUGAAGCAGUAUGAUCCCGAUGGAGUGGAUGCCAGUACGGUCGAGGCGGCUAUCGACGGGGUUCAUGUGAUUAGACAUGAUGCUAAGAAGCCUGCUGGAGCAGCUAAGGAAAUUGAGAGUUAUUUUGGUUGUUCAGCUUCAGAUCUUGUUCUGGUUGGUGAUAGAUACUUUACUGAUAUUGUAUAUGGAAAUAGGAAUGGCUUUCUUACUGUAUUAACAGAACCGUUGAGUUUUGCCGGUGAAUCUUACAUUGUCAAAAGGGUUAGAAAAUUGGAAGGAUACAUUACCAACUAUUGGUACAAGAAAGGACACAGACCAAUUAAGCACCAGUUGCUCCCUGAUGUCAGAAGGAUUGUGAAGUUCGAUCCGUAUGAAGAUUCAAUCUCACCUAGAACGUAACAAUGCUAUAUGUUGU